AUGGCGUCCGAAAGCAUCCCCAACACGUCGGAAUUUGCACUCCUUGACAGGAAGGAAGAUGGCACCUGGACCGCCAUCAGGAGGACCAAUCCUCGCGAGAAGGACCUGUACAUUGCUCUGCCUUGGAGCAUGUUCGAUGUACCUAUACCCAACGACCCCUACGCGGAAGAGCCCGAGGGGGAGCUCGUCACCAGGCCUGAAGUUCAGUCGUGGGUCCAUGUCAAUAGUCUUGUUUUGAAAGAUACGGGUGUCGUCUAUCAGAUCCUCAACCACAAAAACAUUGUUUCCAUUGUUGACAGCAUUCAGGCUAACACUGGAGCGGAGGCUGCGACUUCAGCAGAGACCGACGUCGAAGCGCCUGACUACCUGGUGUGGGAUCACUGCGCCCACUUUGAUCUCUCCGCUCGGCUGGAGGCCCUACGGGAAUCUCCUGACGAGGCCAUCAAGGAGUCCUUCUGCUGGCACGUGCUCAUAUCUGUUCUCGAAGCCAUCACGUACCUCCAUGACGGGAAGCGUCUCGUUGAUGAGGGAGGACAACGAUGGUGGAAGGCGGAGAGCACAGACUGGACCCCUAUCUUGCAUGGCAAGAUUGAGCCCCAGAAUGUCUUGUUUCAGAAGAAACGGCAAGGCGAGAGGCAUGAUCCGUGCAAGCUCGCCGACUUUAGAUGGGCAGUCGCCCUGAAUCAUAUGAUUUGCUAUGAGGGUGAGGAGGAAGAUGAGUUGGACGAGGACGGAGGCAGCGCUGAUUCGCGCUUUGAACGCCUGGAGGAAUCACUGUCGUUGAAUGCAUGUGUAUGGAAGUGCCAGAACCCGCACGAGCACAGCAUCGACACGGAGCUCUGCUCGCUUGGCCGCCUCAUCUACACCAUGAUGACGGGUGAAGGGCGCGAGGACGAGAUUUACGCAACUUAUACGGGAUAUUUUGAGCGCGAGUGGGUGGACAGGGGCCAGUACUCGGAGCAGUUGGAGACUGUUGUCAGGUUUCUGCUUGACCGACGCCAUUAUCUGACGCGGCAUGCCGAGGUGCGGAUUGAGAGGGUGCUGCCGCUGACGGAGGUGGUGAUGGAGUAUUUCCGGGAGUGGCAGAGGGUUGGUGGCAAUUGA
This is a messenger RNA of Trichoderma reesei QM6a, 1104 nucleotides long. RefSeq lists its product as uncharacterized. NCBI's taxonomy places the organism in Eukaryota, Fungi, Ascomycota, Sordariomycetes, Hypocreales, Hypocreaceae. The transcript is spliced from 2 exons. Bases 1 to 1104 code for a protein of 367 amino acids. The record is from RefSeq and is a predicted model, not a curated record. Gene Ontology annotation, biological process: protein phosphorylation. Gene Ontology annotation, molecular function: ATP binding; protein kinase activity.